AAAUAUGAAAUGUAUACGUCUAAGGUUCAUGAACUUCCAAAGGCAUAAAUUCCAAGUCCUCUCUUUCAUCUUGACUCAUUACAACAAUUCAUAAACUACACAAUGUCGGAGGGAGGAGGCUUGACCGUGCUCGACGGAACUGCCGUCCGAGCCAUCGACCCCGCCAUCUCGGACUCCGACACCCCUCUCUCCGGAGCCCACCUCCUCGGCCUCGCCGACUCCCUAGCCUCCUCCGCCUUGCUCGGCCUCUCAUUGCCCCAAAGCCUCAAGUCCUCCGCCCUCAAUCGCCUCCACCUGGACGAUGCCAUCGCUUUCCAUCAGUCUCUCCUCGACCCGCCUCAAGCUGCUUCUUUUCUCCGGCAGUACCUCUCGGCCAUCGCCGAUGAAUUAAACGAUGAUCCACUUGUUGUGUCUAUUUUGGAUGGAAAUGCUCUUAGACUCUUUCUAGAGGACGAGGACGAUUUUGCUAUGUUAGCAGAAAAUCUGUUUACGGACUUAGAUGUUGAAGAUAAGGGAAAGAUCAGUAGGAGAGAGAUACGGAAUGCUCUUGUUCAUAUGGGUGUUGAAAUGGGCGUUCCUCCGUUUUCAGAAUUUCCUCUGUUAAAUGACAUAAUAAAGAAACAUGGAGCUGAUGAAGGAGGAGAAUUAGGUCAAGCACAAUUUGCACAAUUGCUUCAGCCUAUUCUACAAGAAUUAGCAGACACUUUGUCCGUGAAGCGCAUUCUUGUCAUCCAGAACCUCAAGAUCAUUAAUGGCUCUAAGCUGAGAAAGCUUUUAGCAGAUGAGAAGAAAUUGGAUGAUGUUGUAGAGAGUAUAUUGCGCGAAGAGCAUAAUGGAGUGGAUGCACAACAGAGUACACAGCUGAUUAGGGGUUUCCUAGAGAAAAAGGGUAGGGAGCUGGGUUUGCCACCAUUGGAAGCCAAUGAAGCAGUGGUUCUCCUUUAUGAUGCUGUAUUUGCAGAAAUUGAUAAUAAAAAAAGUGGAGAAUUAGAGAAGGCUGAAUUUGCAGUUCUUGUGAAGGAGAUCCUUCAAAAAUUUGCAGAGCAGCUUGAAGCCAAUCCAAUUUUUCAUGAUCUUGAAAAUUGAGGGAGGCAAGUUAAUGUGGCAUAUUUUAUUAUAUUUACCUGCUCAGCGAGCUUUUUUGUUACUGUUUCUGUCCCUGUUCUUGUUUUUCUGUUUUAUUUUCUAUGUUUUAUGAAUUUUUUUCUUUGGUUUUUUUACAGCACUACACUGCCUCCCCCCCCCCCCCCCCGCCCCCAAAAAAAAAAAAUAUUACGUCGAUUUGUCCCUUAAAUAAAACUUGAACAAUUUUUAGGUGCA
This is a messenger RNA of Malania oleifera, 1320 nucleotides long. RefSeq lists its product as uncharacterized. The record is from RefSeq and is a predicted model, not a curated record. The coding region runs from base 103 to 1086 and encodes 327 amino acids. The transcript has 4 exons. Lineage: Eukaryota; Viridiplantae; Streptophyta; Magnoliopsida; Santalales; Ximeniaceae. Gene Ontology annotation, molecular function: calcium ion binding.